This is a messenger RNA of Purpureocillium lilacinum, 5220 nucleotides long. RefSeq lists its product as uncharacterized. Gene Ontology annotation, cellular component: nucleus; chromatin. NCBI's taxonomy places the organism in Eukaryota, Fungi, Ascomycota, Sordariomycetes, Hypocreales, Ophiocordycipitaceae. The record is from RefSeq and is a predicted model, not a curated record. Gene Ontology annotation, molecular function: DNA binding; histone H3K4me/H3K4me2/H3K4me3 demethylase activity. Gene Ontology annotation, biological process: chromatin remodeling; regulation of DNA-templated transcription.
AUGGUGUCGGUCCCCAGCGCCGGCGGCGUCGCCAGCAGCACAAAUGCCAGCGCCCGCAAUUCCCCAGCCCCGAGGUCGACGCCGACCCAGGCCUCGACGAGGCCAAAACGCAAGGUCAACACCAACGGCUACCACCCCGCCAACACGACGGUCCCCUUGAGCGCCAUGGUCAGCACGGGGCUGGACCUGACGUCGGUCGAGCGCCGCGGCCAGCCCACUGCGGUGCGCGAGCCUCUCAAGAAGAAGGACCGCCUCCACGGCAUCUCGGAUGCCCCGACGUACUGCCCGAAUGAGGACGAAUGGCGCGACCCGCUCGAAUACAUCAAGAGCAUUGCCCAGGAGGCGUCUCAAUACGGCAUGUGCAAAAUCAUACCACCAGACUCAUGGAAUCCCGAUUUUGCAAUCGACACCGAGAAAUUUCAUUUCCGGACUCGAAAGCAGGAGCUGAAUUCUGUGGAAGGGAGCACCCGUGCCAACCUGACCUACCUCGACGGCCUGGCCAAGUUCCACAAGCAGCAGGGCAAUCACCUGCUUCGGCUGCCCUAUGUUGACAAGAAGCCCUUGGACUUGUAUCGCCUGAAAAAGGCGGUCGAGUCUCGCGGCGGUUUCGACAAGGUCUGCAAGCUGAAGAAAUGGGCCGAGAUCGGUCGAGACCUCGGCUACAGUGGCAAGAUCAUGUCAUCGCUGUCGACAUCGCUCAAGAACUCGUAUCAGCGAUGGCUCUGCCCUUAUGAGGAAUAUCUGCGCCUCGCCAAGCCUGGCGUUCACCAGCAGCUGGAGCAAGAGUAUGGCGGACCACUGACGCCGAGCCCGGCCCCGACUCCGCCCAAGCGAUCGAAUGUGAACACGCCCUCGAGCGCCAAAGGCGACUCGCCGACCCGCCAGGCGUCCGACGCUUUGCAGUCCAGCUUUAGCAGCUUGAAAAAGGAGACGGAUCGGGAUACGCCAAUGCUUGACGCUCCGCCGGCACCAACCUCAGCGAGCACGCCAGGGGGCUUUACGGCCAUCAAUUCAGGAGGUUUUACCGCCGUCAACGCUGCAUCUAACUCCGCCAGCCGAACCGCGAAUGGCGAAAGCAAGAGCUUUACACCUGAUCCGAAGCGGUUCGAUACCCCAGGCUCCUCUGCCAAGAACACGCCGGAGAGUCGUCCGAUCGGGCUUGCCGCUGCCGCUGCUCUCAAGCGGCAGCUCAGCUGUGAGAGCUCCUCUGACUCCGCGAAGAAGGAUACCGACGCGGACAGGGAAGAGGGGGACAGCAGCAGUCGCCGAAGCAAGCGGCUAAAGAAGGAGGCCGUCCCAACCGUGGCCGGGUCCCACAUGACGCCUUUCAGACCCUCCGUUCCCCGCAUCCCACGGGAUGAGGCUGCCACUGCCGGCGACAAAUGCGAGAACUGCGGAAAGGGCGACGAUACAGGCCCUCUGCUCGUCUGCGAAUCGUGCGACCAUUCUUAUCAUGGCUCCUGCCUCGAUCCGCCUCUGAAGCGCAAGCCAGACGCCGAGUGGAACUGCGCCCGGUGUCUCGUCGGCGACGGACAGUUCGGGUUCGAGGAGGGAGGCUUAUACUCACUGAAGCAGUUCCAGCAAAAGGCCAACGACUUCAAGCAGGGCUACUUUGAGAAAAAGAUGCCCUUCGACCACACCCUCAAUUGCCAUCGGCCAGUGACGGAGGAGGACGUCGAGGUUGAGUUCUGGCGCCUCGUUGCCGAUCUGGAAGAAACAGUGGAGGUGGAAUACGGUGCCGACAUCCACUGCACGACCCAUGGCUCGGGCUUUCCCACAGUCGAGAAGAACCCGAACAGCCCAUUUGCGACCGAUCCGUGGAAUCUUAACGUCCUUCCGUUUCACCCCGACAGCCUUUUCAGGCACAUCAAGUCGGACAUAUCUGGCAUGACAGUGCCCUGGGUGUACGUUGGCAUGAUCUUCUCCACAUUCUGCUGGCACAACGAGGACCACUAUGCGUACUCGGCCAACUAUCAGCAUUUCGGCGCCACGAAGACUUGGUAUGGUAUCCCCGGCGAGGACGCCGAGAAAUUUGAGGAGGCCAUGAAGGAGGCAGUGCCCGAGCUGUUCGAAACGCAGCCAGAUUUGCUGUUCCAGCUCGUCACACUGCUCACUCCAGAGCAGCUGAAGAAGGCCGGAGUGCGUGUGUAUGCCUUGGACCAGAGGGCUGGCCAGUUUGUCAUUACGUUCCCGCAAGCUUACCACGCCGGUUUCAACCACGGUUUCAACUUCAACGAGGCCGUCAACUUUGCCCCUUCCGACUGGGAGCCUUUUGGUCUAGCCAGCGUUGAGAGAACUCAGAUCUUCCGGCGCCAGCCAUGCUUUUCCCACGACGAACUUUUGUGGACCGCAGCGGAAGGAAGCGCUGCGUCGAGCCUCACCAUUGAGACUGCGAAGUGGCUCGCUCCAGCUCUGGAUCGCAUACAUAAGCGUGAAAGGACUCAGCGGGCGGAUUUUGUCACCAGGCACGAGGAGGCAUCAACGCACAAGUGCCCGCUUUCAGGCAAUUCGGGUGAGGGCGACUGCCCAUUGACUUUCAAGGUCGAGGACGAGGACGUACUCGACGAGGAUGAGCAAUGCUGCAGCUACUGCAAGGCAUUCGCGUACCUGUCACGCUUCAAGUGCCAGCAGUCCGGCAAGGUCGUGUGCAUUCUUCACGCCGGAACACACCCCUGCUGCGAGAUGACCGAGCAGCAGAGACUCGCCGGCGAAGGCCACAGCCUGAUUUAUCGGAAGACCGAAGACGACAUGGUCGCUGCUCAUGACAAGGUCAUUGAAAAGGCUCGCACCCCAGAGCUAUGGGAAGAAAAGUACGCCAAGACACUCGAAGAAGAAGCAACGCCGUCGCUAAAAACUCUCCGCGCCUUGCUCCAUGAAGGCGAACGCAUCCCAUACGACUUGGCAUCACUGCCGAUUCUUAAGGAGUUUGUCGAUAGAUGCAACGAAUGGGUCGAGGAAGCGACAAACUACAUUGUUCGAAAGCAGCAGAACCGGCGUAAGAACGAGAAGGCCUGGCAGAGCGGUAUGCGGAAGUCGAUUGGCAAUUCCUACCAGGACCAGAAGGAGCGCGAUUCGCGCAAUGUUUCCAACAUCUAUCGGCUUCUGAGAGAGGCGGAACACAUCGGCUUCGAUUGUCCCGAGAUUGCGCAGCUCCAAGAGCGUGCGACUGCGGUCAAGGAAUUCCAAGUGCGCGCCGCAGCGGCUCUCGAAAACAGCAACAGCAUGUCCAUGGAAACCGUCGAAGAGCUUCUCGAGGAGGGCCGUGGCUUUAAUGUGGAUACGCCCGAGGUCGACAGGCUGUCGAGGGUGCAGGAGCAGAUGCGCUGGAACGAAAAGGCUCGAUCUAGCCGCGGCGCCUUCCUGUCUUUGAAGGAGGUCCAGGACCUUAUCGAGGAGGGCAAGCGGCUUGAAAUCCCAAGCUACAACGACCACCUCAAGUUCUACUGCGACCAGAUGCUUGCCGGCGAAGCUUGGGAGAGGAAGGCACGGGAGCUCAUCGACGCGGAGAUUGUCCACUAUCCUCAGCUCGAAGCCCUGUCUAACCAAGUGCAGGUCAACGCGCUGCCGGUCUCGCGGGAGACGCUGGCUAGCGUUGAUCAGAUUCUUCACAAGCAGCGUGAGGCGCACCGUCAGAUCCUCGACAUCACGGAGAGGUGUCGCAAUCCGGACUACACGAAACGGCCAAAGUACUCGGAGGCUGUCGACAUUUCCAAGAAGCUGGAGGACCUGAACUCGAAGCCGAACGGCACGCUCGAUCUGGAGAACGAGAAGAAGAGGCACGAGGACUGGAUGCGCAAAGGCAAGAAACUCUUCGGAAAGUCUAAUGCGCCGCUUCACAUCCUCAAAAGCCACCUCGAGUAUGUCCUCGAGCGCAACUCGGAUUGCUUCGAUGUGGACCACGACACUCCCCGGCUUCCCGGUGAGCCGGUAUCGCGCGAGGCCAGCCCCGAGCAAGGCGGCAAUCGCUGGGAAGAUCCUCGCUCCAGGCAGGUAUUUUGCAUCUGCAGAAAGAUUGAGGCCGGUAUGAUGAUUGAAUGCGAACUGUGCCAUGAAUGGUAUCACUACAAGUGCUUGAAGAUUGCGCGCGGCAAGGUCAAGGAGGACGACAAGUACACGUGCCCGAUCUGCGACUGGCGGAUGAAGAUUCCUCGGGACGCUGCAAGGCCCAAGCUCGAAGACCUCGUGGCCCUGUCUGAUGAGAUCUCGGGCCUACCAUUCCAGCCUGAUGAAGAAGACGUCCUCUCGCGCAUCAUCGACAACGCACAGACAUUCCGAGACCACAUCGCGCGCUACUGCAAUCCUCUUCUCUCUACGGAGGCAGAGGCAGAGACACAGCGAUUCUACCUGCGAAAGCUCGAGGGUGCCGAGGUGCUUCUCGCCUACGAGACCAACUUUUUCCGGCAGGAGCUUCACAAGUGGUGCCCCGUGGCGCCCGAGGCGCCGCCAAUCCUCGAGGUGUCACUGAGCACUCGCAAGCCCCGGCCCACUAAGCUGCAGAAGAUGCUUCUCGAAUACGGCGUUGAUAACCCGGAUGACCUACCCGAGCAUGCCAGGGGCAAGGCGAACAGCCUGCGCCGGAAGGCGGCAAAUGCCGAGGCCGCUGCCGCAGCCUCGCACACCCCUGCCGGAGUCAUCCUGCCUCCAUCCAGCAAUUCUGCUUACGGUGGCCCGGCAUUCUACUCCCGAGGCCCUCACGCGGGUGGACUGGACGCGUCGGGUCCAUCGGGCGACCACGGUGCCAAGUCGGGCUCGCCGCUGGAUAAGGACAGGGCGAAGUCUGGGGGCAGCAGCAUUCUGCAUCCCGGGUUCGGACCUCAAGUGCUCAUGGACAGUUCUGUUCUGUCGUUGGAAGAACGCCUGCUGCAGGGACAGGAAGACCGCAUGGACUUGCAAACCGAGGCCGGGAAGAGCAAGGCCCUCGAGAUCCUCGGCCGUACCGAGGCGGGGAGGAGAGAAGCCGAGCGCAUAUUCGGCGGGAACGUGUGGGGCUCGAACCGGCGAUCUAUGAGCGCCCAGGACCGGUCGAUGACGCCCAGCGGCGCGGAAGACGACAUGAUGAAGCAAGACCAGGGCAACGUGGACCAGAUGUUCAAGGACAUGACGAACCAGGACGACGAAGACGAGCAGAAGAAGAAGGAGAGCGUCGCGAACGGCCCCGUUACGGCGGAAUCUCUCGAGAGCGAGAGAAAUGGCAUGGACGCGCUGUUAGAUGGCGAGUAG